AUGUCAUCCGUCGCACAGAAGCGCCUCUUCCACGAGUACAAGAACCUCUCAACUAACCCGCCGGAUGGCAUCACCGCUGGCCCCGUCACGGAAGAUGACAUGUUCCACUGGGAAGCCUUGAUUCAGGGGCCGGAGGGCACACCUUUCGAGGGCGGUGUUUUCGCGGCCGAGCUGAAGUUCCCCAAGGAUUAUCCGCUGAGCCCGCCGACUAUGAAGUUCGUUGGCGGUGGGGUUUGGCAUCCCAAUGUGUAUCCUAAUGGCACCGUCUGCAUUUCCAUCCUUCACCCCCCUGGUGACGACCCGAACCACUACGAACACGCCUCGGAACGCUGGUCCCCCAUUCAGAGCGUGGAGAAGAUCCUCAUUUCCGUGAUGAGCAUGCUCGCCGAGCCCAAUGACGAAAGUCCCGCGAAUGUCGAGGCGGCCAAGAUGUGGCGUGAGCGACGGAGUGAGUACGAGCGUAAGGUCCGUGACGAGGUCCGGAAAGGCUUGGGGUUGUGA
Aspergillus aculeatus ATCC 16872 is the source of this 501-nucleotide messenger RNA. RefSeq names its product E2 ubiquitin-conjugating protein UBC7. NCBI's taxonomy places the organism in Eukaryota, Fungi, Ascomycota, Eurotiomycetes, Eurotiales, Aspergillaceae. The record is from RefSeq and is a predicted model, not a curated record. The coding region runs from base 1 to 501 and encodes 166 amino acids. The transcript is spliced from 2 exons. Gene Ontology annotation, cellular component: endoplasmic reticulum; cytosol.